Messenger RNA from Ilex paraguariensis (yerba mate), 1080 nucleotides. The record is from the annotation of a GenBank genome assembly. Lineage: Eukaryota; Viridiplantae; Streptophyta; Magnoliopsida; Aquifoliales; Aquifoliaceae.
AUGCACCGCCGGCGUUGGGCCAUAUGGUCCUCGAGCAAGGAAAGAAAAACGGUAGCUGUGAUCUUGAUUGAUGCACUGUGUCUCGGAUUGCGGUCAUUUUUGUGUUUCAGCAAAAGCUUUUUGUUUUUGCUUUGCAAUUUCACCGUUCCUUUCUCUUCAGAGCUAAGCCGCAUGGAUACAAUUCAUUCAGAGAAGAAGUUGAACAUAAUUUUAUUGAAAAAUUGUGGAGAGACUGUGCCCAGAAAAGAUUUCAACCAAACUAACUAUGCAUCAGCAAAAUUACAAGAUGAAAUGAGAAAAAGUAGCCUCUGUGAUCCUGUACAAAUGUCGGCAUCUCCAAUGACAAGCAGUUUGGAUAGGCCUUGCAUGAUCCCCCUUCUAUCCAUUCCCAAUGUAGAAGAGAAUAGCUCAAAGGCAUCUAUUGUCUUCACUGGAACAGCCGGUAAAGGGGGAACAGGACCAUCUAUUGGAGCUGUGGACAUUGGUGUCAGCAAAUCUGCAUAUUUCUUCCGAGUCUCUCUACCAGGAGUAAAGAAGGAUCCUGGUCUGUUUAGCUGCGAGAUUGAACGUGAUGGUAAGGUCCAUAUAGUAGGCGUGACAUCAACUGGUGGAAGAACUGUUUUAAAACAUUCUCGAGUUUUUGAAAUAAAAUUUCAGCAACAGUGCCCACCUGGACCCUUCACUCUUUCGUUCAGUCUGCCGGGGUCUGUUGAUCCAAGAUUGCUUGUUCCCAACUUCAGGUCUGAUGGUAUUUUUGAAGCUGUUGUUGCAAAAUAUGAGUAACAUCUGGCAAGGACCUGAGGUACAUUAUCAAUCCUUUGUAACAGCAACGGCACAGUAUAGCUCUUCUGUACCAUCUCCCAAUUUUGGGCCUUAAGUGCCUUUUGUGGUAUGUAUAGCAGGGAGUGUAGGGAAGGGUCUAAGAUUGCCAUGAUGUGCCUUUUGUGCUAUGUAUAGCAGAGAGUGUAGGGAGGGGUCUAAGAAACUGGAGGUAUUGGUCUGUCUGACCAGUAUGGCACCUUGUUAAAGCAUAAACUGCUGAUCCCUCAAAUACCAGUCAGUAAUUCUCUCUCUCUCUCU